Molecule: messenger RNA, 1233 nt
Organism: Cladophialophora psammophila CBS 110553
Lineage: Eukaryota; Fungi; Ascomycota; Eurotiomycetes; Chaetothyriales; Herpotrichiellaceae
Exons: 5
Coding region: 1-1233 (410 amino acids)
Biological process (GO): transmembrane transport; carbohydrate transport
Cellular component (GO): membrane
Molecular function (GO): carbohydrate:proton symporter activity
Source: RefSeq, a predicted model, not a curated record
AUGAUUGCCCUUGUGGCCAUCUACACUCUGGGUGGUGUUUUGGUCACAGCAUCUCAAAGCAUCGGCAUGUUCAUCGCUGCGAGGACGAUCCAUGGGUUUGCAGCAGUCAGCUUUAUCGCCGCCACAUCCGCAUACAUCGCCGAACUCUCCCAGGCAGAAACCCGAGGAUUCUUCACCGGUCUGACCGGCGUGGCCAUCGCUGUCGGCUACACCACCGCUGCAUUGAUAGGUCUAGCCUUCUCGUACACAACUAAUCCGGACGUGCAGUGGAGGACCCCCCUCGGCUUGUCUCUGGUACCAUCCACCUCUCUCCUAGUCGUACUUUACUGGGCCCCCGAAUCCCCUCGCUACCUCCUCCUCAAGGACCGGGCGGAAGAAGCAUGGCAGAUAAUCAGCAAACUGCACCAUGACCCGACGGACGAGAACCAAGAAUACGUCAAGGAGGAGUUUUUCCAGAUGCGGACGCAGCUCGAGUUCGACAGGACCCUCGACUCUUCGUGGAUUCAUCUGUUUUCGAAACCCUCGUACAGGAAGCGAAUGCUUAUGGCGUGUCUGGUGACCUUUUUGGCCCAGAGCACCGCCGUGCUAGUUGCUGCUGCCUAUGGUCCAUCCCUCUACGCCGCCCUGGGAUUCAGUAUCAAACAAAGCCUGAUUCUCCAAUGUGGCUGGAUUGCAGGUUCUAUCCCCGCGGCAAUCAUCGGCGUCACAUUAUGUGACCGCUUCGGACGCAAGCCUUUCAUCAUGACGGGCUUCGUCGGGUGCACCGUGGCCUUGGUAAUUCUCACUGCCAUGGAAGCCGUCUACGCUCCCACGGCAACCAAUAAAGUCGGACUCGGUUGGGCCGUGACAGCCUUGUACCUGAUUGUCAUCUUUUACUGCCUGGGAGUCGAGGCUUGCGGGGCCCCCUUUUACUGCGAAAUCUUCCCGACACACAUUCGCGCAAAGGGAGUCUGUUUUUGCGUCUUCGUCAACAGUGCCACCAAUCUACUCUAUCUCGAAGUUGCACCCACUGCUUUACAGAAUAUCGGGUGGAGAUUCUUGUUGACGAGAUCUGUGCCUUUGGAAGAACUUGCCGCAAUCUUUGGCGACACCGACGAAGUCAAGAUAUACUCGACCGAAAUCACCGUCAAGGACGACGGACAGGUCGCUGUUGAGGACCAUCAUCGUACCGGACAGAGUGUGAGUGUGGCGGGAAAGGAAGAGACGGAAGUCGUUUUACGCGAGAAGGUUUGA